UUCAGAGCAGAGUGAGACCUCGUGGUGACUGCUUGUGCGCGCACGCGGCCUAAAGAGACUUCCGCGACGCCGCUCGAGACAGAGAGAGCGAGAACCCGGAGCGCGCGCGCGCGAGAGAGAGAGAAAGGGAGCGAGAGAGAGAGAGAGCACGAGAGGCAAAGGAGGGGGAUUUCCAGCGCGAGCCCCCACUUCCCCUGGAGCCAGCCGUUGUUUUGCUUUCGGUCUGGACACAGAAACAGAAAUAAAACGACGAGCGACACUUUCCCCCCGCGCGGCCCGAAGCUUUAAAAACCCACGAAUUAAACCCAACUCGUCCUGAAGUUCGUCCGCGCGGCGUGUUGUUGUGACAGCAGGGACCGUGAAGCUACAGGCCGUCCGGGCUGAGCAGGUAACGUUUGGUUUCCGCAUAUUAACACUUCCUACAGGACGACAUGACGGCUCCCUGCGCCCCGGUGUCUGUGUGACAAAAUGCCAGUGGAGAGAAUGAGGAUGCGACCAUGGCUUGAGGAACAGAUCGAUUCCUGUCAGAUACCAGGACUCAGAUGGGUUAACAAAGAAAAGAGGAUCUUCCAGAUUCCGUGGAUGCACGCCGCCCGUCAUGGCUGGGACCUGGAGAAGGACGCCCCGCUCUUCAUGAGAUGGGCCAUACACACUGGUAAAUACCAGCCAGGUAUAGACCGUCCGGAUCCAAAGACGUGGAAGGCAAAUUUCCGCUGUGCCAUGAACAGCCUGCCGGACAUCGAGGAGGUGAAGGACAAAAGCAUGAAAAAGGGAACGAACGCCUUCAGGGUGUAUAAGAUGCUCUCCGCUGCAGAGAGGAACAUGAAGAAAGGAAAGAAGAAAGACAAGGAGGGGAGGCCGAGGGGAAACAAAGAGUCAAAGUCGCAUGCUGAUGCUCACGGUCGACCUGUUGACUACACCAAACAGGAUGUGAAGCAGGAAACCACGGAGUUCACGGUGACGGACAGCAUCUCAGCCAUCCACGGUUCAGUCGACGGCCACGUGAUCACCAACGAGCAGCUGCCGUUCGUCUGUCAGACGAUCGAAGUGACCACCGAGAACGAAGAGCAGACCGUUAGCUCCUCACACUCGUACCCGCUCCAGAUCUCGCCGGUGUCUUCGUGCUGCGGCAGCGACACGGACAGCGACACAGAAACCACGAAAGAGGGCGUCUGGACGCGGGGCAGCGCAUCAGUUCUCAGGGUUUCCUCAUGUUCUCUCCCCGGCAUGGCCACGUUCGUCACCGCCAACAAGGCCAACUUCAGGGUGACCAGCACGCGGGACCCGGCCCCGCUCAUCAGCUACCACAGCGACGGCUGGGCGCCGGCACACAGCCAGAACUCUAUCACGUCGGCGGCCGCCAGCCAGACUCACGAAAUGCGCGCCAGCGUCAUUAUGAAAACAUCUGACGUCACCUCCUCCUGACCUCUAACCCUUAGACGAGGGAGUGUCCACACUGCUUCCAGGGCAUCGGAAUGACAGGUUGUUUUCUCCAUCAGUGCCGCGUGAAGCCUAAAGAGGACGCGCUUCAUAAAAACUUUGAUUUUUUUAUUGUAGCUUCUGUCUGGGCCACGAGAGAAAAUGCUGCUGUUGUCAUCUAAAUUAGCCUAAAUUGGCUUCACAUGUCCACAAGUUGGCACGCCUUACGAGAAGUUUAUUAUUUCUCCGCCUGCAAAGGUCUGCAAGACAAUUCCAUCGUCUUGCCGAACAUGUGCAGUUUAAAAUGCAUGACAACAUGGAUCAGACAACACGUGGAGUCAAUGUGCACGCAUGACCACAUGUCCACAUCUGUUUUUGGACUACAUAUGGGCGUGUAGACGCCACAGUCAUCCAUGUGUCACCGGUAGAUUUGUUUGUCUGCUGCUUAGUGCUAACACUUUAUCAUGCAACCCUGCCAAAUUCACCACUUUUAUCGGACGAAGGAGAAAAAAGCUUUUAGUUGUGGGAAUGUCUUUGUUUUUAAUGCACAACCAGUCGAUGAAUUGAAAAUAUAUAUAUGUAUAUGAAUCAUCUUUGACUCAGUAUUUCCUAGCUGUGUCCUCGUUUCCAUCCACAUCGUUGUGGUUUUAAGCUGUACACGAGGGAGUCACUUUUGUAUUUCGUGUAUGAAACACACGAUGAUUUAUCAGAUCUCAUUCAUAAAACUGCCAGACUUGGUCACACAUUGUUUAAGACGAUUCACCAUGAAGUUUUCGAGACGCUCACCUGCCUCAUCUCCAAACGGCAUGAGCUCGAGUGUUAGCACGAAGCAUCGCCGCCGAAUGCCGGGACACAUGGUUGGAAGCAAAGAUUGUUUUGUUUUUUUCCUAGAAUCUAGUUUUUGUUUUUAAUAAUCAAACCGUGAGCACAAAAACAGUCCACAUAACGACAUCCGUGUUGGCAAAAAGCAGCAAGUUGCAAAAAGAAUCAAAGGCGCGUCGCUUUGUCGCGAUAGAGUCGAUACGAAGCCCUGCAGUGGGGAAAACGCAGCCCGCGUGCGUGCGUCUGUCUGUCUGUCUCGUCUGGACACCUCAGGACAAUGUACCCGCCACACACACAGACGGAUGAACAGACAGAAAGAAUGACUCACUGACAGACAGACCGACAGACUGUGAACAUUGUAUUCGUGUCUCGUCCUCCUCUCUCCUGCCUCCUCGUGUUGAUAAUGUACAUAGCUCAUAUGUAUUUGUGCCUGCAAGCCGCUUCUCUGCACCUUAUGGACAGCACUGGUGUGUGUGUGUGUAUAUGUGUGUGUGUAUAUAUGUGUAUGUGUGUGUGAGAGAGAGAGGGAGAGAAAAAGCCUUAUUGAAGAUGUGUGCCUUUUUGAUAGAGUGCGGCUGGAUUCAAACUAAACAAGCCUGCGAUGACACAUGCAGGUAGCUUUCAGGAAUUGUGUUGUGCCCCCGGCAGGCAGCCUUUUCGAGUGUGUGGAGCACGGAGGAAUGGAGAAGUGGUCAUAUGUCUACGCAGAGAGGGGAGAGUCCUGACCUCGUUAACUUAAAUCACCUUUAGGGAAGUGAAUCUGCAGUCAGUGCUGCACAUUUCUGUCGAUAUCCUGCCACGGCAACACAGAAUAGGAAAGUCUUCCCAGAGGACGCCGAGCUCUGUUUGUGUUUCAGCCACACUUGUAAAUCUCUUGGCUCCAAGAAUUUUUUUCCCAGCUGACUUUCCUCUGUUUUGUCAUCGCGUGCACCUCUCCAUUCUUCCUCGCUUUUUUUUAUUUCGAUAAACAGCAGCCACUAGCCUUAAUCCUGACGUCUUAAACACGAAAUCGUUGUUCUUGAAGUGUAAAUCUGAGCACAGAGUGACAAACUGUGGCAGCAAAUUCAACAUAAGCUCAGUGGUUUUUAUUAUUAUUCAGCAUAAUAUAAUUGACUCUAAAAGUACCACAAUAUGAAAUGUUCAUAUUAGGUUCCCUGUGGAUUUUUAUGGCUCCUCACUUAUGAACUAUGAGAAAGCUCCUCGUGUGAGCAGCGAGCAGGCUGAAGUCCCAGCCGGCCUUUAGCAAACAGAAAAAAAAAAAAACAGAAUAGGAAAUCUUCCAUGAUUUUUGUGAACCAAAGCACUAAAGAGAUUUACACUGGACCAUCAUGGUGAAUUUAUUUAAGAUUCUCGCUGAAUCAAAGGAGUCUGGGUGACAAAUAGGCAUCGCUUUACCAAAAUGUUUCCUACAUGUGCCUUUUUUUUUGUUUUGUUUUAUCGCUUCGCAUACUGAAAUCGCUUCUUUUCGUGUGUGUGGUUUACACAUCGUGACAGUUCUCAACAGACUAUGAUACACAGGCAAUAUUUAAAGCAACGUAUGCUGACAGCACCACAAACACCUGCUUUUUUUUUCUUUUUUAAACUACGCAUUUGUCUUUGUGAGCCUUUUUUCUUUUUUUUUUUUAAUCUUCAGCAAUGUCACAGUGUCUGAGUGCGAUAUUGAGAAAUAAACAGUUGACAGAACAAAAAAAAAACACAAAAAACUGUUGUUGCAUUGAUCAAAUCAGAUGCUGUUGAAUUAUUUGUGAGACUUAAACGUGCUUGGCAUAUAAACAUGAUCUAUAUCAGGUCUUUGCCACCAGUGCAAAUGUAUUGAAUUCAAAUAAAAAGUUUGUUUUUAAAUAUCGAAGCCUGAAGUUGAUCCUAAAAGUUUAAUCUGAGUGAUCGGAGGUCAAACAUUCACACCCUUCCUUGCCUCAAAGGCCACGAUCAUGUUAAUAUGAUACGGACAUCAAAAAGUCCAUGUGUGUGUAAAAAGGGACGUCGUUGCAGCCAGAAGUCAACAGUGAACGUUAUCGUCUUUGCUUUAUGUAGAACCGAGGCGUGUCCCAGAGUUUCGCUCGGCACGUACCAUAAAAGCCAAGAUCACCGUUCAGUUCGACGAAAAAGAGCUUAACGCAAUGCAGCAAAGAGAUUUGCCACAACUGUUUGUUCUCUGUACAUUAUGGAAACUACAUGUGAAUCAAUAAAGACUUUUUGUUUUUGUAUUUAU
This is a messenger RNA of Larimichthys crocea (large yellow croaker), 4453 nucleotides long. It is a transcript of the gene irf2, whose product is annotated as interferon regulatory factor 2. The record is from RefSeq and is a predicted model, not a curated record. The transcript is spliced from 9 exons. Gene Ontology annotation, molecular function: RNA polymerase II cis-regulatory region sequence-specific DNA binding; DNA-binding transcription factor activity, RNA polymerase II-specific. Gene Ontology annotation, biological process: regulation of transcription by RNA polymerase II; immune system process. NCBI's taxonomy places the organism in Eukaryota, Metazoa, Chordata, Actinopteri, Sciaenidae. The coding region runs from base 469 to 1425 and encodes 318 amino acids. Gene Ontology annotation, cellular component: nucleus.